This is a messenger RNA of Culex pipiens pallens (northern house mosquito), 703 nucleotides long. RefSeq lists its product as uncharacterized. The transcript has 4 exons. Bases 1 to 393 code for a protein of 130 amino acids. The record is from RefSeq and is a predicted model, not a curated record. NCBI's taxonomy places the organism in Eukaryota, Metazoa, Arthropoda, Insecta, Diptera, Culicidae.
AUGGUUUCUCCCCCAAAAUCGCCGCAGCGCGACAAAGCCCGCGAACCACCCCCUGAUUGGCAACAGUUUAUUGUGACGGUGCACGCGGUGACGAUAAAUCUGUUCGUUUUAUUACGGCCGAUUAAACCACCGCCACCGUCGCCCUGGCAAGCUGAUUACACUCUGGACGACUCGUUCUGGAACGAGGAGAGUCCUGUUGGUGAGGUGGAACGUCUGCUGAAGGAGCACCAGCAGAACCAGGAGCUGGUGGACCGGAUCGGUAGCAACUUCUACCAGAUCAUCUACCCGGUGCAGCUGCGGCACCACGAGAAGAUGGGCAUCUCGACGCGAGAGGUCGGCGCCAAGUAUCCACAACCACGAGGACGUUCGAGGGUAAGUUAUUUCUUCUUGUAAAUAAUCAUUAAACACUACAUAAAAAUCACAAAAAAAAAAUGCAGACAUUUAAAAAUAUUUGAAAUCUCCAAAAAUGCAUCCAGAAUUAAGAAUAAUGCAAAAAUAACUAUCUUUAGAGAAGAAUGUAUCACAGAUGGUACAAUUAUGUAUAUUUGAGGAUAAAAUUGGGCAACUUUUUAAACAAAUUUAUGUUUAAAUCUUCGUUUGUCACAAAACGAUUGAAUUGGUUAAUAAAUUAUUAUUUUUUAACUUCUCCUCUAGAUUAGAGGAAAAGAAUUCAAACCAAAAAUUCUUCAAAUAAAUUAUGUUU